Prorocentrum cordatum is the source of this 222-nucleotide messenger RNA. NCBI's taxonomy places the organism in Eukaryota, Dinophyceae, Prorocentrales, Prorocentraceae. The record is from the annotation of a GenBank genome assembly.
AUGCGCCUCCAGAGGCUCAGCGCCCACAUCACCUCUAUCAUGGCCUCGGGCCAGUUCCUGAAGCCGAUGCGCGCGUCGCAGGUGGCGCUCGGCGCCUCCGAGCUGCUCGUGUGGACGGUCCCCGACGUGGACACGUCCAUGGACUACAGGUUCGUCAUGCAGGUCCUGCGCAUGACCUCCACGGCCCCGCCCUGGCGGCCUCGCGGCGCGCAAGGCCUCGGG